Molecule: messenger RNA, 961 nt
Organism: Mya arenaria
Lineage: Eukaryota; Metazoa; Mollusca; Bivalvia; Myida; Myidae
Exons: 4
Coding region: 250-738 (162 amino acids)
Source: RefSeq, a predicted model, not a curated record
UAAGAAAUUUUCAAAUAAUGAAUUAAGAUAAUUGCAUAACAUUUAUAUUUAUAUUCAUAAGCAUGUCAUUCAUGCACCUGCCGGACGAGUCGUUGACGACAAGAUGGUUAAGGCGUUCGGCCGAGAUGACUUACUUUAAUCUGCCAUGCCCUCGGACUUGGUCAGACAGUUGAACUGCGCCCGAUGGAAACUCAGACCACAAGAACCCACUUUAUUUGAUUUUGAGUCCUGAGGAAAAUCGUUGAACUCAUGGAUGUGGUGCCAGUUGUAGAAGCAUUCGCGAUGAACAUUGAAGCAGGGUUAUGGCAGGCUUUUCAAGAGGUGUUUCCCCGGUCGAAACUUCAUGGCUGUGUGUUUCAUUGGGCACAAGCAAUCCAGCGACGAGUCCAGGCAGUCUGGUUGCAUGCAACGUAUGAGCGACGGGAAGGUGAUCAUCAGUAUGUUAGGAAGCUCCUUGCCCUCCCUUUCCUGGCGCUUGGAGAUAUUCCACAGGCUUUUCGGAAGCUUAAGGACUGCUCGGAUGGCAGUUCUGAGCAGCUCCGGGAGCUGUUUCAUUAUGUGAGCGACCAGUGGAUAGAUAAUUCAAUGUGGUCACCUGACGAGUGGUCCGUGUACCGAAAAAACGUCAGGACAAACAACGAUACUGAAGGAUGGCACCUACGCAUGAAUGCACGAGCGGGGAGGGGUAAACUGAAAUUCUACGUCUUGCUGGGACUACGGCAAAGGAGGCAAAGCUAGUACCACUGCAGCCCCAGCUGGUGGGAGAGGGGGUAGGGAGAAAUAGGCGGGAGGUGUAUUCGGAUAUGGAUACGCCCAUAAAUAAGCUGUGGGAAAAGUAUGAUGCGCAUGACAUCUUGUGCGAGGACUUCCUAAGGGAGAUCGGGGAAAUUUAUGGGUAGUCUGUGACCAAAAAAAUGAACAGGAGUUUUGAGAUAUUCAGUGCAAAUAUGUAAUUAAGUUU